Messenger RNA from Microthlaspi erraticum, 234 nucleotides. The record is from the annotation of a GenBank genome assembly. Lineage: Eukaryota; Viridiplantae; Streptophyta; Magnoliopsida; Brassicales; Brassicaceae.
AUGAUAACUAGGGCGAUAGAUCCGGCGAAGAAGAAUCUGAAUCUGGCUGGAAAAGUAGAAUCGGCGAGCGUUUAUUUUGAUUUUCCGUUCUUUCGUGUGUUCCGUCAACGUUCGCGUUUCCCGUUGACCGUCGUCAUUUGCCGUUAUCCGUCCGUUUCUUCCGUUAAGCGUUCCGUUAGUUUUCCAGGUAUGCGUUGUUCGUCGUGUAAGGUUGCGUUCGUCGAUGGAGUUUGA